GUAACCCAUUCAUUGUUGCCAAUGCAUUCCGUGACAAACUGGAUAAAUGGACAAAGAUAAGGUCGAGAGAUGGUGUUGGACUGCAGCGAUUUGGUGAUUUUCUUAAGCAGUGUUAUACAGCCAUGCAGAGUAUUGGAAGCUUGAACAUUCUCAAUGAUGACAGAGAAAACAGAAGACUGCUUAGCAAACUUCCAGAUUGGCUUGUGACAAGAUGGGGUAGGAUUGCCACAUAGUACAGAGAAGAAAGAAUGGAAUUUCCACCAUUCAAGAAUUUUAUGGAAUUUAUCGUGAAAGAAGCCAAGAUUGCGACAGACCCUAUUACCUCCAUAGAGUCUGUAAAGAAGUCUGAACUCGCCCAAUCAGAGCCGAGUAAGCCAGGACCUGAUGUCAGAAUACGACAGCGAGGUGCAGCUGAUUAUGGAAAACGAUCUUUCCUGACAGACGUUGAAGACAAUCAGCCUGCAAAUGUGAACGUUGCAAAUAGAAGCGACAGAGGGAGAAACUGUGUUUUGUGUGAAGGGAAUCAUGAACUAGAUGACUGUAAACAGUUCUUAGCGAAGAGUCUGGAAGGAAGAAAACAGUAUGCAAAACAGAGAGGUCUGUGUUUUGGAUGUUUACAUUCGGGUCAUCUAUCAAGGAAGUGUCGCGAGAGGAAAAGAUGCAAAACUUGUUCCAAGUUUCACCCCUCAUCUUUACACGGGGACAUCUACAGACGAGAACAGCAACAGAUUACGGAGGAUGUGGAUAACGCAGCCAUGCCAAAGGAGAGUUCAUCAGGAACAACACUUAUGAAUCACUCUGGAGCAUCCAGUAAAAGUACCAUGAUACUUCCAGUUUAUGUGUCACAUAAAGAGAACCCAGACAGAGAGAGGUUAGUUUAUGCGCUACUUGACACACAAUCGGAUACAACCUUUAUUCUGGAGAAGACUUCAAGUGCCCUUGGACUUACUGGUAAACCUGUGAAGCUGAUGCUUUCUACUAUGUAUGCAGAGAACAAGGCCAUAGAUAGUUGUAAGAUUGGAGGACUUGUUGUACGUGGCUUCAAUAGUGAACACAGAAUAGCGUUACCUGAAACAUACUCAAGAGCUAUCAUGCCUGCUAACAGAUCCCAUAUCCCGACACCGGAAGUUGCGAAAAGAUGGCCUCAUCUGGAAACUAUUGCAGAUGAACUUCUACCUCUGACUGAUUGUGAAGUUGGAUUACUCAUUGGUUACAACUGUGUGAAGGCUUUGACGCCGAGAGAUGUUAUCGUUCCAUCCAAAGACGGACCUUAUGGUCAACGCACUGAUUUGGGAUGGAGUGUAGUAGGCAUAAUGGAGAAUGACAGUUCAACGGAAUGGGGUGAGGAUCCCAUAGGAAUUAGUCAUCGUAUUGUUGCGUGCGACGUGCCUACAGAAUUGUGUACAUCUGAAGCAUCAAGGCAAGACCAUGUUGUAUUUUCGGUAAGGAACAAGAUAAAGGAAGUAAUCAACCCUAAAGAGGUAGUUAGGAUGCUUGAAGUGGAUUUCAGUGAGAACCUAAGCAGUUCAAAACAUGUUUCCUAUGAAGACAGAAAAUUUCUGGAUAUCAUGGAAAAGGGGAUUCAUAAGUGUGAUGGACAUUAUGAAAUGCCAUUGCCUUUCCGAGAAGCGAUGCCAUACCUGAGACAUGGCAUUUCAGCGACUACAACACUUGCGGAAGCGACUUGA
Saccostrea cuccullata (small rock oyster) is the source of this 1688-nucleotide messenger RNA. RefSeq lists its product as uncharacterized. Bases 249 to 1688 code for a protein of 479 amino acids. NCBI's taxonomy places the organism in Eukaryota, Metazoa, Mollusca, Bivalvia, Ostreida, Ostreidae. Gene Ontology annotation, molecular function: nucleic acid binding; zinc ion binding. The record is from RefSeq and is a predicted model, not a curated record. The transcript has a single exon.